Myxocyprinus asiaticus (Chinese sucker) is the source of this 4110-nucleotide messenger RNA. RefSeq lists its product as uncharacterized. The record is from RefSeq and is a predicted model, not a curated record. The transcript has 11 exons. Lineage: Eukaryota; Metazoa; Chordata; Actinopteri; Cypriniformes; Catostomidae. The coding region runs from base 3213 to 3821 and encodes 202 amino acids.
GCCACCAAAACAGCGCCAACCAGCCAGAAUAGCAUUCUGAUAUGAUAUUCUUCUCGCCACAAUUGUACAGUGUGGUUAUGAGUUAUCGUAGACUUUGUCAGAAUGUUAUUCUGAGAUGCGGGUUGGAGCUGUUUUGGCGGCACGAGGGGGACCUACACAAUAUUAGGCAGGUGGUUUUAAUGUUGUGGCUGAUUGGUGUGUGUGUGUGUGUGUGUGUGUGUGUGUGUGUGUGUGUGUGUGUAUAUAUAUAUACACACACGCAUGCUCCUUGAAACAACCACACCGUUUUUUUUCCAGAGCAGCCUGUAUUUCUCCUGAGGUUACCUGUGGGUUUUUCUUUUUAUCCCGAACAAUUCUUCUGGCAGUUGUGGCUGAAAUCUUUCUUGGUCUACCUGACCUUGGCUUGGUAUCAAGAGAUCCCCGAAUGUUCCACUUCUUAAUAAGUGAUUGAACAGUACUGACUGGCAUUUUCAAGGCUUUGGAUAUCUUUUUAUAUCCUUUUCCAUCUUUAUAAAGUUCCAUUACCUUGUUACGCAGGUCUUUUGACAGUUCUUUUCUGCUCCCCAUUGCUCAGUAUCUAGCCUGUCAGUGCAUCCACGUGAGAGCUAACAAACUCAUUGACUAUUUAUACACAGACACUAAUUGCAAUUUAAAAAGCCACAGGUGUGGGAAAUUAACCUUUAAUUAUCAUUUAAACCUGUGUGUGUCACCUUGUGUGUCUGUAACAAGGCCAAACAUUCAAGGGUAUGUAAACUUUUGAUCAGGGCCAUUUGGGUGAUUUCUGUUAUCAUUAUGAAUUACUAUGUGAUAAUAAAUGGCUUCAUAUGAUCACUAUCCUUAAAUAAAAUACCUUUUUUUUUUUUUUUUUUGGCAUGAUCAGUCAUAUUUUCAAAAUCAAUGCCAAAAUUUCACAAUUUCUGCCAGGGUAUGCUAACUUUUGAGCACAACUCACAAGCAAUGGCUUGUCUCCUGACAUGUUUUAAGAAUGUGCCCUUUUAACUGGCUAAAAAAACAUGUAAUUAUAAUUAUUUUAAAUGGAGGCAGUUUCUUGUGCAUUCCCUGUCCUUUUUUUUUAUUUUAUUAUUAUUUUUUUAAAGGCAAUACUUUGAGAUAAUUUGCAAAACAUUACUUGCUAAUCUUGUUUUGUAACUUUUUUUUUUUUUUAAUAUUAAAUGACAGAUUUGAUCUAGUUUGUGUCUGCGCAUUUUUUACUGUGAAAACAUGCUUUAACUCUAUCAUUAUUUAUUUCUCCUUGCAUGACCUUCAUAUACAGUGUAUCCUAAUAAUAGUAAGUCUUUUUGCUUAAACUACUUUACCUUAUAUCUCGCUCUCUCUCUUGCAUGGUUUGUUCUAUCUAUCUCUGUCUCUGCAGUGGCAAGAACAAUGAUCAUAUGGUUUUCAGUUGCUGUGGUUUCCUGUUUGUAGGUGGGAUAUAGAGAUGCUAAUUUGCUUGGUAAAUUGCAGAGAAAAUUAGUCUCGUGAAAGGAUUUUGAAAACAUAAGCGCCUAAAUCGAAACGAGCAUUCUUCAUACAGUGGAACAUUUGGUGAAUGUCGUUGUGCUUAUGUGAGAAUACACUUGUACCUAUACCAUUCCUGUAAUUUGUGCUUGUGUGUGUUUGUGUGGGCUACAAGAACACCAUAAAAUGCCACAAGAGUGGGUGGCAAGAUUAAGAAAUUAUGACUCACUGUCCGCCAUCAUAAAUGUCAGGAGUUAACACUUGCAUUUUAAAACAAACAACAUUUUAAAAAAUGUGAAUUCAAAAUGUUAUUGAACUCCCAUUUCUAAUUCAUUUCUCUUGAAACUGCCUGGGAAACAACUGUGUUGUUUGAAACUUAAUCUAGUAUUGGUCAUUAUUGAGGUAAAUCAUAAUUAAAGUUUUAAUUAUGCCUCUUUUGUUCAUUAUUGUUUUAAAAUAGCCAAUUAUUGUUUGACAUAGAAUCUUGGACAUAACUGAGCACAACAAAAGUAUAAACUUGUUCUAAUGUGGUCAUAUUCUAAGCCUAAUGUACACUACCGUACACUCAAAAGUUUUGAAACACAUGACUGAAAUGUUUCUAAUGAUAUUAAAAAUCUUUUGAUCUGAAGGCGUAAGCUUAAAUGUUUGAAAUUAGUUUUGUAGACAAAAAUAUAAUUGUGCCACCAUAUUAAUUUAUUUCAUUAUAAAAGUACAAUUUAAUUUAAAAAAAAGUUUUUGAAAUUGAUGACUUGGACCAAAUAAUAAAGAAAAGAAGCCAAUAAGUGCCCAACAUAGAUGGGAACUCCUUCAAUACUGUUUAAAAAGCAUCCCAGGGUGAUACCUCAAGAAGUUGGUUGAGAAAAUGUCAAGAGUACAUUUCUGCAAAUUCUAGGCAAAGUGUGACUACUUUGAAGAUGCUAAAAUAUCAGUUUUGAUUUAUUUUGGAUUUUGUUUAAUCACAACAUAAUUCCCAUAGUUCCAUUUAUGUUAUUCCAUAGUUUUGAUGACUUUACUAUUAUUCUAAAAUGUGAAGAAAAUAAAAUUAUAAUAAAGAAUGAGUGUUUCAAAACUUUUGACCAGUAGUGUAGGUCAGUCGUGUGAAUGCAUAGGACUGUGUGCUUAGUGGCUUAUGGCCUGUGGAUGACAAAUAAUAAAAAAUUAAAAAAAAAACAAAAAAACAAGAGAAACUGAAUAAAACAUGCAUGGUGACUGGAAUGAGCAAAAAAAAAAAAAAAAAAAAAGAUGAAAGAGCAGAUAAGAAGGGAGGUGAAAUGGAGAGAGCAGACACUUAGAUUGAGGGAGAAAAAUAUGCUGAGUGGAGGAGGCAAUGGAACGGCACUUUCAAUGAACCAAUGAGAAGAGAGAGUAAGCACAUCAAGGAGAGAGACCUAAAAGAAAAGUUAUCUGUGCUGAAGACCUAGUAGAUCAGUACACAUCUCAACGGCUCAUAUAAAAUAAGCUUCAGAAUUAAGUUUAAAUUAUUUCAGCAGAUAUGAGUGUAAUUUGCUGAUAUUUGGGUUGGGAAAGAGCAACGGGGAGAGAGUAUAGGGACUGGGCCUGAGGAAUAAGAAAGGGGCAAGCUGUGUGGGUGGCAAAAUCAAAAAUGGUGGUAACUUCAGUGUGAGCUACGAGUGAGGUGUGAAUUUUACAAUCUGCAUUAAGUGUGUUAACUGGUCGGCAGUGUGGUUACAAAUUUCUGCUGAGCAGAACGUGUGGUGUCUUGACUGACUUUGCUGCUACUUAUCAGCGAUCUUAUGCAGUCUAUCCAUCUCAUUCAUCAGCAAGCAAUCAGUGCCGUUAUGGACUCCUCUGCACUGCUGUCUGUUGUAGGCGGAGGUCUCCUCCUGUCAAUCAUCUUUGUAACCAGUCUUUGUGCAGACUGCUGGGGCCGCAAACAACCAACAUCCAUCCAUCAGAUAUCCAGUGACUCUAGUCCAGAACACAACUCAAUAUCAGGUUUUGGGGUUAGGCUUCCCCAGUCUACAUAUGCACACCAUUUAGAUCAUCAGAGAUUUCCCACCAUGCCUUACCCACUAUCUAAUUCCCUAAGUUCUCCAUCAUUUACUCCAUUUAAGAUGCCCUCCUGUCCUCCUUCAGAAAAUGGAAGUCAAGCCAGUUAUGUGAACCAAAAUGACAGUGAAGAUGAGCCGUAUGUUGAACCCGAAGAUGAAGGAGCUCAUUACAUAACUGUGAUUCCAGGUUCUCCAACCCAACAGCCUGAGAGACCCAGCAGAGCAUCAUCUCAGAGCUCAGAUCUGUCAAAUUGCGAGGGCAUCUCCUGUGUACGGCCCUCUUCAGGUCCCCCCACAGAUUUUCUACAGGAUUCAGGUCUAGGCUCUUGCUGGGCCAUUCCAAAACAUUAAUCUUUUUUUUGCUGAAGCCAUUCUUUUGUUGAUUUGGAUGUGUGCUUUGGAUCAUUGUCAUGCUGAAAGGUGAAAGAUAGAGUGGUGGUGGCGGCGUAGUGGACUAAAGCACUGAACUGGUAAGCAAAAGUUGUUGGUUCAAUUUCCAAAGCCACCACUAUUGUGUCCUUGAGCAAGGCACUUAACUCCAGGUUGCUCCAGGGGGAUUGUCCCUGUAAUAAGGCACUGUAAGGUGCUUUGGAUAAAAGCGUCUACCAAAUGCAUAAAUGUAAAUGAAAGAUCUCUUCAU